AUGGAUGUAGUUGUAUGGUGGCCAGAAGCCAGUGCACAAACUGUUCGUAAUCAAAUGUCACUCAAACUGAAAAGUCCUCAGAAUGUUGUACUUGCUCAAGCAAACACACCUCAACAAGUAUGGCAAAAAAUUACUUAUGUACAACCAGGAAAUACACUAAUACCUAGUGGUUCAUAUACCAUUCGUAUUGAUGUAGGUACUCUUCAACCAACAGCAAGUAAUGUGCGUCUUUUUCUCACUGCCUGUACUCGACCAGAAUAA
Molecule: messenger RNA, 261 nt
Organism: Adineta steineri
Lineage: Eukaryota; Metazoa; Rotifera; Eurotatoria; Adinetida; Adinetidae
Source: the annotation of a GenBank genome assembly